Molecule: messenger RNA, 2103 nt
Organism: Trichoderma breve
Lineage: Eukaryota; Fungi; Ascomycota; Sordariomycetes; Hypocreales; Hypocreaceae
Exons: 6
Coding region: 1-2103 (700 amino acids)
Source: RefSeq, a predicted model, not a curated record
AUGUCAUACGAUGACACCCCUGACGUUGUGUUCAAUUCACAAGGCGAUGGCUUGCCUGAGGCAUCUGGGAUCUUCCAAGACCUAGAUGUCUACAACGCGCCAUCUGGCAGCCCAAGCGAGGCGGAUUUUCCCUUGAAACCUGACGGAACCUUGGGCUCUGAUGCAGGAACCCAACCCGUAAACCGAAAAGCCCGCGUUGCUCAUUUGCCUCAACCCACGCCUCCCCCUACAGUAGCAGCGGCGAUAGUCGAGGAAUCGGCCUCGGAUAUCCCGUUUCUAUAUCAGGGCUGGUCUGAAGGAGAGAUAGCAGAGGAACUUCUGACCCCUGAGUCAUUCUAUUGGUGGAAGGCUCGUGACGCCAUGGCGGAAAGGGGGCUGCUUCCCGAUAUCCCGAUGAUUUAUCCCUCUGGCGUGAGACAGCAUCAAACUGCGCCGACUUCUGCGACCGACAAACGGACCCUCAGAUGGGAAGAUCUCAGCUUGGGCGUUCGAUGGCUCAUCAUUCUGCGCCUUAGCGAGCAGCGCCCGUUUUCCGCGGUCAUAAUCUGGCAACUUGAUCUUUCCAAGCAACAGGUUCAUGACUUUGUCACCAGUUACGUCAACUUCUGUGAUCAGUGGAACGCUUUUGAGCACAGCGUUGCGGAUAGAGUCAAAGCCUUUGGAGGACAUUCCGAGCAGCAAGAUAUGCUGUGCGCCGAGUGGAUUCAUGACCACCGUCCAUGGAUGCCCCACGACCGCAUCACUCAGGAUGAUGUUGAAAUGGGUCUUCUCUUCCUUUCCGAGCGCGGAAUUGUCAACCAUAAUGUCGAUCUCCAGGCAUGGGUUGAUGAGAAAGAGCCCAAGGACUUUGCUCGUAUUCAGAUUGACCUCCCCACCUUGAAGGAUUGCAUGGAUUACCGACUUCUCCGACGAGUUGCUGUCGCUAGGCUGGUGGACCCUGAUGUGAUUUUGGAUGCCAUCGUACAGCAAAGGAUGGACAAACGCCACAAUGAGUGUAAUGAAGGUGAGCCUGAUGAUGAUGACGGUGAGCUCUCCCCCGAAGCCCAAGCUGUCCUAGACACCAUAUCGAGAGGCCCACGCAUUGGUGAGCCGAUGCCGAUGCCGAUACCACGCUAUCAGCGAGAACAGAAGGCAGACGAGGCCUACAAGGCUUUGAAACGGAUGGUUCCAGAGCUGCAGCCUCAGUAUGCUCCAGGAGGAUUGGCCAAGACUCAGUGGGAGAUUGACAAUGGGCAUCCUUCUGGAUAUAACUGGGAAUACACUCCCCUUCAUCUCGCAGAAGAUGCGGCCGACAUGGAAUCCGACCCUCUCCCCGAAGGAUUGAGUGUGCAAAACCCUUCUCGUCUUGCCGCCAUACGACAGGAGAUGGCUAAGCGACAAGCCGCCAGGGCCGCCGGCCUAUCUACUCAAACGCCUGCCAAUUCCCCAGGCAAGCAAUCGCCUGAGCAAGCUCAAAGGUCUCGUAUCGGAACUGCUCAAGAGCGCUUCAUGACAAGCAAUAACAAGGGGCAACUCAUGGUUGGCUUCGCGGCAGACAUCCCUUCAGUGACUGGACAAGAAGUCCCCAAGAACCCUGGCUCUGUAACCAGACCGUUUGCUGAACUAGCAUGUUGUAGCCAACCUGAGGUGCUGCCGAGAGCAGUGGAAGAGGAACCCGAACAAAGCCUUCCAGAUGUGACAUCCGCAGAAGACCUUGAGCCAGAUUCUACCAAUGUUGUGUUGGAGAGAAGCAUGCGAAAGCGUCGGCCUAUUCCGAGAAGCUCCAAGGGAAAAAAGCGCGGCCGUCCAAGCCAAAAAGAAGGCAAGCCGGCGAAGCCAAGGGCUCCCAAGACGCCAAAGGCUCCCAAGAUGCCAAAGGCUCCCAAGACUCCCAAGACGGGCUCGAGCCAACGCAAGAAGCCGACACCCAAGAAGCUGCAGCAACAGCAGCAACAACAAGAAGAGCAACCACAAGGGCAACCACAAGGGCAACCACAAGGGCAACCACAAGGGCAGCCACAAGAGCAGCAACAACAGGAGCAACAAGGUCAACAAGAUCAACAAGAUCGACAGGAGCAGAAACAGGAGCAACAACAGGAGCAACAACCACAGACGCAGCUGUAA